CUCGGGUCCCUUCAAUUAUCAGCUGAGCCGCAGCACCGCGGCCGGCGUGCGCCUCCGCCCGCGCCGCCUCCCUCCCCGCCCGUUCCAACACCCUCCGGGAACUACUUUGCCCGCCGGCUCGGGCUGCCGGGCUCGUCCGCGGGAAAGGCCCCGCUGCCUACUCGCGGCCCAUCACAUCGCCCCUCCCUCCCCCACCGCCCGGAGCGACUCUCCCAGCGGCCCGAGAUCUCCUCCCGAUCCCUUCGAGGGACCAGGAAGGGGAAUGUGGGGCCGUGCUUGGUAUCCCUCCGCCGGGGUCACCCCCUCCCCUCCAUGGUAGCAGGAACUAAUUCCCUUUCGGGUCACCGGGGACCUGAGGCUUGAAAUUUCACAGACGAGAGUUCCCUGGGCCUCUCGGAGGUCGGGGCGAUCACCCCAAGUCAAACCGCCCCCCUCCGCUAGCUCAAAAGCGGGGUUCGAUUUAAACUAGGGCUUUGGCCCCAUGACCCCAGCGAAGCCCCGCCCCUUCCUGGUUGUCUUAGCGACGCCGGUGGCGUCCCAAGAUGGCGUCGUGGCUGCCGGAGACGCUGUUCGAAAUUGUAGGACAAGGCCCAGCGCCGAGCAAAGACUAUUACCAGUUACUGGUCACCCGGUCCCAGAGUUCCCUCCGCGCGAAGAGGAAGAGCAGGCGUCCCCGGCUUGCGUGCAGCGGUGCAGCCUCACCUCCGCGUGGGAAGCAGAGAAAGAAAGACUCAGCCAAGUGUCCCGAGGAGGAGCCGGCAGGGGAGGGGAGAGAGAGAGGGACGAUCUCUCUUCCAGGGUAAUUUUUAGAUGGUGGAAGAUCUCUCUGAGGAGUGAGUAUCGAUCAGCAAAGCCCGGAGAAACAAAAGAUUCUCAUGGAGCAUUCCUAGAGAACUCCCAUCUUCAAGAUGUAAUCCAGCAACAAAACCAGAAUCUGAACUGUGGUUCGCAGCCUCCGAACCAUCUUGGUUCCUCAAGAUGCCCGCCUCCCGACAUCCCGACUCUUGUGUAACCCCUCCCCGGGUCAGUGUGUGUGACAAAUACAAUCUGGCAGAAAGGAUGGUGUAUCACUUCUGAGGUUGGGUUAUACAUGACGCUACAACGUCUGACUUUUCUCCUUUCCCCCUUCCUCUCAUCACUUGCUCUGGGGGAAGCCUGCUGCUGUGUCUCGAGACAGUCCUGGGGAGAGGCCCAUGUGAUGAGGAACUGAGGCCUUCCGUCAGCCGCCAUAUGCAUGAGCUUUCUUGGAUGUGGACCCUAGAGCCACUGUCAAGGCCUCAGUUGAUGCAGACCCACACAACGUCCUGACUAGACCUCAGGAGAGACAGAUCCUGAGCCAGAACCACCCAUUCCCACAUUCCUGAACCCGAGAAACUGUGAGAUACUGAAUGUUUGUUGUUUAAAGCCAGUAAAACUGGGAAUCAUUUGUUACAACGCAACAGUAGAUAACUAAUACGGAACGCUUCUCACCAUUUCCAACUCUGGUCCAACCAGCAACCACCUCUGUCCCAGACUGUUGAAUUAUUAGCCUUCUAACUGGUCUUGCUUUUCCUACCCUUGCCCCACAAUAGCGUGUUCUCAUCACAGAAGUCAGAAUCAGUCCUUCAAAACAUAUCAGGUCACAUUACUUCUCUGCUUCAAGCCCUUCAAUGGCAUCCUGCCUCAUAUAGGGUAAAAAUCCAAGUCUCGUAGUGAUCUUCAGUCGCUCCCCUCUUGCCCACUCUGCUUCAGGCAUACUGGCCUCCCUGGUAUUUCUUUUGCACAGACCAAGCAUGCUUCCACCUCAAGGCCUUUGCACUUGCUAUUCCCUUUGUUAAGAAUAUAUUUUCCCAGGAGCCCCAAUGAUUUGCUCUUCAUUCAGGUCUCUGCCGAGACUGCCCUAUUAGAGGGUGUUUCCCUGACCGCCGUAUAAAAAAUCACCACCUCCCUCCUUACCCUGGAAGACUGGAUUUCCCAUAACAUCUAUCACCACACAAUAUAGUCUAUGUUAUUUGUUCACUUUUUUAUUUUUUAAAGAUUUAUUUAUUUAUUCAUGAUAGACAUAGAGAGAGAGAGAGAGAGAGAGAGGCAGAGACACAG
Messenger RNA from Canis lupus familiaris (dog), 2079 nucleotides. It is a transcript of the gene FBXO36, whose product is annotated as F-box protein 36. The coding region runs from base 482 to 1012 and encodes 176 amino acids. The record is from RefSeq and is a predicted model, not a curated record. NCBI's taxonomy places the organism in Eukaryota, Metazoa, Chordata, Mammalia, Carnivora, Canidae. The transcript has 4 exons.